GGCUCAGUGGUCACACCCGUCUGCAGAAAUUCCACACAUCUGUGAAAUUCGUAAAUUUCGAAAGUCCGGAAAAACCGGACGGAACCUGCCACCUAGCUCUGGACCAGUUGCACCACCUUCGAUCGCAAAAUGUCUAUUAAUCUGCGCACCGUCUACGCGUUCGCCAGGGAAAUGUACCCGAAGACUUCCAAGGAGCCCAUCCAAUACGGAACAGCUGGCUUUCGCGGCAAAGCCGAAUUCCUGGACAGCGUGAUGUUUCGCAUGGGAGUUCUGGCCACCUUGCGAUCCCGGUAUCGUGGUGGCUCCGUUAUUGGCGUGAUGAUCACGGCAUCACACAAUCCGGAACCGGAUAACGGAGUGAAGCUAGUCGAUCCCAAGGGAGAGAUGCUGGAGGCCAGCUGGGAGGCGAUAGCCACCGAUCUGGUCAAUGUCAGCGAUCAGGAACUGGAGCAGCAGGUGGCCAAGAUCAUCAAGGACAAGAACAUCGAUGUGACGACAAGUUCCCAGGUGUUUGUGGGCAUGGACAACAGAUACCACAGUCCGAGAUUACUUAAAGCGGUGGCCGAUGGAGUGAUAGCGCUUAAGGGAAACGUAAAGGAAUACGGAAUAGUGACUACGCCCAUGUUGCACUAUUUUGUAGUGGCCGCGAAUACCAAGGAGGCCUAUGGCAAGCCCACAGAGGAGGGCUACUACGAGAAACUGAUCAAGGCCUUUGAACUGCUGCGAAACGGGCGCCUGGAGAACGGAAACUACCGGAACAACAUAAUAUACGAUGGCGCCAAUGGAGUGGGUGCCAGAAAAAUGUUGCAGUUCAUGAAGCGAAUGAAGGGUUCCCUGAAUGUGACGGUCAUCAACCAGGGCAUUGGUGUCGGCAAGAUCAACGAGGACUGCGGUGCGGACUACGUGAAGGUCCAGCAAAGGCCGCCGAAAUCGAUGCCCGAGGUGGAACCCUUCACGAGGUGUGUUAGCGUGGACGGAGAUGCCGAUCGAGUGGUGUACUUCUUCAGCGACGACAAGGGCGAAUUCCACCUUUUGGAUGGCGAUCGCAUAGCCACCUUGAUCGCCGGCUACCUCAUGGAUCUGGUUAAGCAGGCCGAGAUUAGUUUGAGGUUGGGUCUGGUGCAAACCGCCUAUGCCAAUGGAGCAUCCACCGACUACAUAGUCGACGAACUGAAGUUCCCCGUUUCCUGUGUUCCCACGGGCGUGAAGCACCUGCAUCACAAGGCCUUGGAGUACGAUAUUGGUGUUUACUUCGAGGCGAACGGCCACGGAACGAUUGUGUUCAGUGACAAUGCUAAAGCCACGAUUGCCCAAGCUGCCGAAACUAAAGAAAGUGCCAAGACAUUGUUGCUCCUCAUUGAUCUUAUCAACGAAACGGUCGGAGACGCUAUUUCAGACAUGCUACUGGUCGAAACUAUCCUAAACCACAAGGGCUGGGACGUCCAGGACUGGAUCUCAUCGUAUAAAGACCUGCCCAAUCGGCAGUUGAAGGUAAAGGUUCAGGAUCGAAACGUUAUCGAGACCACGGAUGCGGAGCGAGUGUGUGUGAAACCCGAGGGUCUGCAGACGGAAAUCAACAAUGUGGUGGCCAACUACAAAAGGGGUCGGGCCUUCGUCCGGCCGUCCGGAACCGAGGAUGUAGUGCGGGUCUAUGCCGAAGCAGCCACCAAAGAGGACACGGAUAGCCUUGCCUAUGAAGUGGGAAUUCUGGUGCAGAAACUAGCUGGUGGAGUUGGCCCGGAAUUGACGAAACCGAAUAGUGCCCAUCUUUAAAAAAAAACGAACCAACCUCAAAGGAAUCGAUUUUCGACACAGGUCCUAGCUGGAGCAAUAAAUCUCUUUACUUUAAGGUGCUCAAUAACUUAAAAGUCUUAACUCUCAAAGCAUUUAUACUGUAACUGUUCACUGUCUUGUAUGUUCUAAAGAUGAGAUGUUUUUUACCACUA
Messenger RNA from Drosophila subpulchrella, 1946 nucleotides. RefSeq names its product phosphoacetylglucosamine mutase (gene nst). NCBI's taxonomy places the organism in Eukaryota, Metazoa, Arthropoda, Insecta, Diptera, Drosophilidae. The coding region runs from base 130 to 1773 and encodes 547 amino acids. Gene Ontology annotation, biological process: UDP-N-acetylglucosamine biosynthetic process; carbohydrate metabolic process. The transcript is spliced from 3 exons. The record is from RefSeq and is a predicted model, not a curated record. Gene Ontology annotation, molecular function: magnesium ion binding; phosphoacetylglucosamine mutase activity.